UGUUGGAUAACCCCCACGUUGGAGCACUGAGCAAGGGAGCAUCCCUGCUCGGUUGCAUUUACCGGCACCCACAGCCCUCCACCACCAUGUCCUGAUAAGUCUUCAGGACCACCAUGUCAUGUUGAUCAAGAGAUGUACGAUGAAGGUGCCAGUUGCCGUCAUCCGUCUGCCUCGCGGGCCUGAUGGAUCGAGCCGUGGCUUUGAUCCCAGCUCUCUCCGUUUCCAGGCUCUGGGCCCCGCCAGCCUCUCCUUUGCCGUCCCCAGGAAUGCGGCUGAGCUGGAGCAAGAGCAGCAAGGCCGAGUGGCACUGCGGGAACGCUAUCUGCGCAGCCUGAUGGCCAUGGCAGGGCGGUCCGUUGACUUCACCAUGUACGAGAGGGUCAACGUGACCGCCUUGUUUGGAACCUCCGACGUUGACAUCCUGAACUUCCAGGUGUCUGAACUGCAGACCCCGCUGGGUGUUCAGAGGGAAGCCCUCCUCCGCUGUUCAGACAUCAUCGCUUACUCCUUCGAGCUUUGAGGGCUCUUCCCAUUACUACUUUUAAUAAUAAAAGCAUCUGUUACA
Messenger RNA from Varanus komodoensis (Komodo dragon), 565 nucleotides. RefSeq names its product gem nuclear organelle associated protein 7 (gene GEMIN7). Lineage: Eukaryota; Metazoa; Chordata; Lepidosauria; Squamata; Varanidae. The transcript is spliced from 2 exons. The coding region runs from base 119 to 520 and encodes 133 amino acids. Gene Ontology annotation, biological process: spliceosomal snRNP assembly. The record is from RefSeq and is a predicted model, not a curated record. Gene Ontology annotation, cellular component: SMN-Sm protein complex.